Neltuma alba is the source of this 758-nucleotide messenger RNA. Its product is annotated as trafficking protein particle complex subunit 2-like protein. The transcript has 5 exons. Gene Ontology annotation, biological process: endoplasmic reticulum to Golgi vesicle-mediated transport. NCBI's taxonomy places the organism in Eukaryota, Viridiplantae, Streptophyta, Magnoliopsida, Fabales, Fabaceae. Gene Ontology annotation, cellular component: TRAPP complex. The record is from RefSeq and is a predicted model, not a curated record. The coding region runs from base 72 to 503 and encodes 143 amino acids.
CACAUAUAAAUGAUUCAGAGCGAGCGAGCGAGCCUCUGAUCGGCUUCCGCAGUGGGGUGAGGCCGGAGAAAAUGAUCGUUUGUGUUGCCGUCGUUGGUCACCAGAACAACCCGCUGUAUAUUCAGAGCUUCACUGAAGCCGACGAUGCUCUCAAGCUCCAUCAUAUCGUCCACUGCUCCCUUGAUGUGGUUGACGAGCGAGUGAACAAUCCCAAGAAGACUGGACCGAUGCUGAAUGAGACGUUCCUGGGUCUGCUCUAUCCUACUGAUAACUAUAGGGUCUAUGGUUAUCUGACUAAUACAAAGGUGAAGUUUAUCUUGGUCACAACAGAUCUGGAUGUCAGAGAUGCAGAUGUAAGAAAUUUUUUCAGGAAAUUCCAUGCUGCAUAUGUAGAUGCGGUUUCAAACCCAUUCCAUGUGCCAGAUAAAAAGAUCACCUCUAGAACUUUUGCAGAAAGGGUGAGCACAAUUGUCAAGUCAUUUGGAUUAAGUUCCACCGGCUGAGCCUAGAUAAAUGUUGAUAUUUCUCAUACAACGCUCUUUCUUCUCCCCAAGAAAAGGUGUCUUUUUGCCUCAUAAUUUCUGUUCCUUAGGAGUUACUCUCUGGUAAAAUUGCUUAUCAAAUGUGGAUGUCUGUGAACAUUUGAAACAACACCCCUUGUAUCAGCAUUCAAUAUAUAAAUUCCAAAUCUUCAAAACUCCACAUGCAAUUUGCCUAAUGGAUAAUUUGAACAAUCCCAUUUAUCUUCCAUUUGGCUU